Molecule: messenger RNA, 210 nt
Organism: Lottia gigantea (owl limpet)
Lineage: Eukaryota; Metazoa; Mollusca; Gastropoda; Lottiidae
Exons: 1
Source: RefSeq, a predicted model, not a curated record
UGUAUAUCCAAUGGACCUCUGGGUAUGAUCACUGGCAGCAUCCAUGAUUGGCAAAUAACAGCUUCCUCCACCUACCCGCAGAACUGGGAUAAGGGCUGCCAUGAAAAAUAUGCCAGAGUAUAUUUACCCAAUAAAUAUGGUUGGUGUGCCAAGUACAAAUCUUCAUCAGAAUGGCUCCAAGUUGAUCUUGGAGUUGCAGCUAGGGUAAGU